CAUACCAAAGUGCCUCUUCCACCCUCCUGGUUUGACCGUGACAGAGCUUUCUUCUACUUCCUAAUUUCUGUUGAAUUCAGAUCCAUGUUUUAACAUUGAAUCUGAAUUUUGAGCAACUGAAUGGCGACGAGAAAUCGUACGUUGCUCUAUAGGAAGUACAGAGAUGCAUUGAAGAGUGUUCGGGUUCCGUCGAGUUCUACGGCCUUGACGAGUUCCGGCGGUGCUGGUGGUCCAGUGAUUGAAUUGGUCAGUACGUCGCUUCUGAAUCAGAAUCGUCCUUAUGCUCCGAUUAGUACCGAGGAUCCUGGUUAUUCAAGUAAGGGUCCACUUACUGUAGGACUACCUCCAGCUUGGGUGGAUGUAUCUGAAGAAAUAUCAGCCAACGUGCAACGAGCACGCACAAAAAUGGCAGAGUUGACCAAAGCUCAUGCAAAGGCUUUAAUGCCGUCAUUUGGAGAUGGUAAGGAGGAACAACGAGCCAUUGAAGCUCUAACUCACGAGAUAACUGACUUGAUAAAGAGAUCAGAGAGACGACUGCAGAGACUUUCUUCUACCGGGCCUUCAGAGGAUUCCAAUGUGAGGAAGAACGUGCAGCGUUCUCUAGCUACUGACCUUCAGAACCUCUCUGUAGAGCUCCGCAAGAAACAAUCAAAUUAUUUGAAGCGACUUAGACAGCAAAAGGAGGGUCAAGAUGGGAUGGAUCUAGAGAUGAACAUAAAUGGAAGUAAAUCCAGAUUUGAAGAUGAUGCUUUGGACAAUAUGGUAUUUAACGAGCAUCAGAUGGCCAAGCUGAAAAAAAGUGAGGCAUUCACGGUAGAAAGAGAAAAGGAGAUCCAACAGGUUGUGGAAUCAGUAAACGAGCUUGGUCAAAUUAUGAAAGAUUUGUCUGUGCUAGUUAUAGAUCAGGGAACGAUUGUUGAUAGAAUAGACUACAACAUUCAGAAUGUUGCAACCACAGUUGAUGAUGGCCUUAAACAGCUGCAGAAGGCGGAGAGAACACAAAAGAAAGGGGGCAUGGUGAUGUGCGCAACGGUGCUUAUUAUCAUGUGCUUUAUUAUGCUGGUUCUCUUAAUCCUCAAGGAAAUAUUUUUGUGAUCCAUGGGGACCUGACUCUUUAAUUAUGGUCACUUCUCAUUGCGGUGAUCCUCUCCACCGACAUUAACCAAUGCCUGAUCGGAGAAAACCGAAGAGUAUUUCAAUUCUUUAUCUUUGUUGCGGAUGGGUACGGAGGGUGGCAGGAGGCACCGGGCACGUAUUCUAACCUUUGAGGUUGGCGGGAUUCAGUGGGAGAGGGUACAUAUGACCCAAAGAUCUAUAGAGCGGCUGUAUUUUGAUUCUUUUAGCGGAACAAUUAUUUCUUCUUCCAACCUCGUACUGAACUCCCGCCACCACCCCAACCCCCCCCCCCCCCAAAACCAAAAUAUAUAUAUUUUGUCGAUAUUCUCAUUUUCCUCUGAUAUUCUUUUUUGGUUUCCUCUCGCGUGCUUGAGUUUCAAGGGAAAGAGAAUUUGUGUUUAUAUCAAAAUAUUCAUUCAAUAAAAUGACGUGUUUAAG
Molecule: messenger RNA, 1554 nt
Organism: Prosopis cineraria
Lineage: Eukaryota; Viridiplantae; Streptophyta; Magnoliopsida; Fabales; Fabaceae
Product: tlg2p-like protein a
Exons: 8
Coding region: 121-1095 (324 amino acids)
Biological process (GO): intracellular protein transport; vesicle-mediated transport; vesicle fusion
Cellular component (GO): endomembrane system; membrane; SNARE complex
Molecular function (GO): SNARE binding; SNAP receptor activity
Source: RefSeq, a predicted model, not a curated record